AUGCUAUGUCAUUGCACUUGUGAAGCCUCUGAUAUUGUACUGACAAGCACACCCACUUACGCCGCCUCAGUCAGGAAUUUUGGCUCCAGAGCUGAGUGUCGAAUACGACCAGUCGAGAUGGACAUGGAUCUACCCAGACUAGACGUUUCUAAGUAUCAACGGGCUCUGGACGCCUCACCAUGCAAAGGUAUAUCUUUUUUAAAAUUUUUCUCUGCAGGAGAAAAUGUUCGGGCGGUACUCAUCAUUAAUCCGCACAACCCGCUCGGAAUUGUGUUCCCAGUCGAUGACGUGAUUCGGCUGUGUAAUUGGGCAACGAGGAACGAUCUAGUGGUUCUGGUGGAUGAAUCGUUCACCUCGUGUGUCUUUGGCUCAACGAACUUCAGGAGUUUUCUCACUUAUAGACAUCGGGUCAUCAAGCCAGAAAACGUUUUCUACUUAUGGAGUCUGAGCAAGGAUUUUGGUAUUCCUGGAAUGAAAAUAUCUGUGGUGCAGUCAUCAUGUCCGAAACUUCUGAAGUCGCUGUCACGACUUGAACUCAUUCAUCCUGUAUCUGCCCUGGCUCACGAUGCCGCAACAGCACUUCUUUCUGACUUUGAAUGGCUUCGGAAUUUCCACUCUUUGAAGCUGGCGAGAUUAUCAGAUCAUUACGAGUUUCUUGUAAAAAAUCUACAUGACAUUGGUUUGGAAUUCACUCCUGCAGUCGCUGGUUGUUUUGUGAUGAUAGACUUCAGAAAGCACCUUCGUUCACAAACAUUCGAGGCAGAGCUGUCUCUCUGGAAAACGUUCUGUGAUCGUGGAGUGAUGCUAACCCCCGGACAACACGUCCUCUGCCCUCAGCCUGGAUGGAUGCGAUUAGUGUUCAGUUGCAGCAAAAGCGAACUUGGCGAAGGAAUCAAUCGGUUGCGAGCGUUUUUCAAACUUCCACCUGAACCAGAAGUCACUUCCGUUGAACAGGAGUACUCCUUUAACGAUGACGUGCAUAUAUCUUGUUUUGUUUAUGAUUUCUAUUCUCAUCUUUGA
This is a messenger RNA of Ostertagia ostertagi, 1020 nucleotides long. Lineage: Eukaryota; Metazoa; Nematoda; Chromadorea; Rhabditida; Trichostrongylidae. The record is from the annotation of a GenBank genome assembly.